CCAAGGUUGAUCGAUCAUAUUUUGUGGACAGAGAGCGGUAUCCAGAGCUAACUGGAAGAAUGUCCGUAGCAUCAGUCAGUUACCUCUAGUGACGAGGGAGUAGGCAGAUUAGAUGCAACUAAGGAGGAGAGCUCAUUACUUGGGAGAUUUCUGAUCAUACGACUCAACAAAGCCAGCCAGCAAAGGCUUUGGCGAUGCUACAGAAGGAUCUUCCAGGAUGACCUGCUGCUGCUAGUAGACAUGACCAGCCACGACACACUACUGCUACCAACUUUUCUCGUCUUUGACGAAAUCUUUGCCAUUACACUACUCCAACCAGUUGGUGGUAGUGGUGCGCAAAUGUGUACCGCAACAGUCUCUUUAACACCCACGAAUAAUUCCUAAGGAGGAAGUGGACGUCAUUCUUAGUUACAAGUCGUAAAAUCUCAUGUCGUGGAUAAGAGAAGGAGAAUUAAACCUCAUUGAGAGGAUUUCUGCCAACGUAUUGAAGGCAGGACCGAUUCCCAAACAUGUUGCCAUCAUCAUGGAUGGAAACAGACGUUAUGCUCGCAAACGGCAUGUUGAGCGCCAUGAAGGGCAUAGCCAAGGCUUUGAGAAACUAGCAGAGACUCUGCGCUGGUGUUUGCAACUUGACAUCCGCGAGGUGACCGUGUACGCCUUCAGCAUUGAGAAUUUCAAGCGCUCCAAGGAGGAGGUGGACGGGCUAAUGGAGCUGGCAAAGCAGAAGUUCACCCGCCUUCUGGACGAACAAGAGAAUCUGGAGAAGCAUGGUGUGUGUAUUCGGGUGCUGGGAGACCUGACCCUAUUACCCUUGGACCUGCAAGAAGGCAUUGCCAAGGCGGUGGUGGCCACCAAGACUCAUAACAGAUGCUUUCUGAAUGUGUGCUUCGCCUACACGUCGAGACAUGAAAUCGCCGGCGCAGUCCGAGAAAUGGCGUGGGGUGUGGAACAGGGCAUGAUCAGACCCAGUGACGUGUCUGAGGACCUCCUGAGCCAGUGUCUGUACAGCAGUAACUCCCCAAACCCUGACCUGCUCAUACGCACCUCUGGAGAGGUGCGCCUCAGCGACUUCCUGCUCUGGCAGACCUCGUAUUCAUGCUUGGUGUUCCAGUCUGUGCUGUGGCCAGAGUACUCCUUCUGGAACCUGUGUGAGGCCAUUAUUCAGUACCAGCUCAACCACCGCUCUCUGCAGAAAGCGCGGGAGCACCACAGAGAAAGCCAAGCCCUCCAGCAGCUGGAGGCGGACCGCUCCUGUGUGGCCGAGCUGCUACAGCACCAUGGCAACGGGACGCCCGUGGACGCUCAGAGCCGACAGGAAGCCUUGCGCAGUUAUACGGCAAGCCGGGAGGAGAGGGUCCGCCACUUCCUGGGUGCAUUGCAGCACAAGAGGGACACUUUCUUCACUGACUUGUGUAGCCCGGCAGUAGUGGCUUAAUUCCAGUCUUUGUGUUGCGCAGACGUUGGAGCAGAAAUGGAUUUCCAUGUGUUGUUCCUUUUUUUAUUCACUAAUCUUACAUAGGUGAAUGAAGAAGUUGUUCUGCCCCCGUUUUAUGGGGCUCUGAAAUCUAUUUAUGUAAAUUAGGUUGUCAGCCUGGGCCUAGAAAAGUGCAAAUCUGUUGUUUAUGUGUGGCUCUGAGUGAUUGAGUUAAAGGGGCUUUAACUUAAGGAUAUGCUGUAAUGAAUCAUUAUAAUGCUUCCCAUAGAAGUGUGGUUUUAUUAAUAAAAGACAUCUUUACAACACCUAAAGAAAUGUUAUGGCUGCAAGAUAUAGGCUGGAUGUCAGAACUGUACACAAUACAAUAACAAUCAAAAAGAUUAAGCCAAUCAAAUAGUUCUAUAGUAUGAAGUAUAAAAAAUAAAAAUAACUAUUGAGAGGUG
Molecule: messenger RNA, 1878 nt
Organism: Clupea harengus (Atlantic herring)
Lineage: Eukaryota; Metazoa; Chordata; Actinopteri; Clupeiformes; Clupeidae
Gene: dhdds
Product: dehydrodolichyl diphosphate synthase
Biological process (GO): polyprenol biosynthetic process
Cellular component (GO): dehydrodolichyl diphosphate synthase complex; endoplasmic reticulum
Molecular function (GO): ditrans,polycis-polyprenyl diphosphate synthase [(2E,6E)-farnesyl diphosphate specific] activity
Source: RefSeq, a predicted model, not a curated record